AUGAACACACAGAGAGGGAAUCGUCCCAUGAAAUUUGAACUCCUCAAUGAGCAAAAGCAGGAGAUUAGAGAGGCUUUCAGUUUAUUUGAUAUGAAUAACGAUGGAUAUCUAGACUACCACGAAUUGAAGGUAGCAUUGAAGGCAUUAGGAUUUGAUCUUCCAAAACGAGAAGUGCUGGAGAUUAUUCACACGUAUGACACGGAUAACAAGAAACUGAUCAGUUAUGACGAUUUUUUUGGUGUUGUUGGGGACAAGAUAUCUAAGAGAGAUCCACUGGAUGAAAUCCGUCGUGCUUUCAGAUUAUUCGACGAUGAUGGGACAGGAAAAAUAAGCUUGAAGAAUCUACGAAGAGUUGCCAAGGAGUUAGGGGAAAACCUGACAGAUGAGGAACUACGAGCCAUGAUUGACGAAUUUGAUUUGGACGAAGAUGGAGAAAGUAAGUAUCUUCAACAACCAACUGAUCCCUUGAUAGCAAUAACGUAUUAA
Komagataella phaffii GS115 is the source of this 486-nucleotide messenger RNA. RefSeq names its product Mitochondrial ribosomal protein of the large subunit. The record is from RefSeq and is a predicted model, not a curated record. Gene Ontology annotation, cellular component: half bridge of spindle pole body; mitotic spindle pole body. Lineage: Eukaryota; Fungi; Ascomycota; Pichiomycetes; Pichiales; Pichiaceae. Gene Ontology annotation, molecular function: calcium ion binding; microtubule binding. Gene Ontology annotation, biological process: spindle pole body duplication. The coding region runs from base 1 to 486 and encodes 161 amino acids. The transcript has 3 exons.